CAUUCCUGACUCGAGCAGAAUACGACCAUGCUUCAUGAGCUUUUCCGUGAACUGCAAGGAGUAACAUGCAGGCGGCAGUCAGGUGCUAGAUCGAACGGAGGGUCGCUCCUAGGGUGGUGACUGGUCCCACAGCCUAAUUACCACGCGAAAUUUUUUUGACCAUGAUCCAAGAAAAGCCCAACGUCUUACUUGAAGCCUAGAUCCACUUCCAAGCUCAACAUCCCAGCCUCGCCUUAUGAUUAGCCUGUACGACAUGAUUGAUGAGGUGGCGAAGAAUCGUAGCUCAGAAAAUACUCAUGCCGCGACAAGCGACGAGCAAAUCUCAAAAAAUCCUACUGAGCGCCAGCUUCGGCCAAGGCAUAAGCAAGGCAAGCAAGCAAGCUCACUGACACAUUCAAGAUACCAUGACCUGGACAGCCACCAAGGACAAACCGGUACCUGCGUCUCAUCAGCUUCACCGUGUCGGCGUGCGCCUCUGUCAGCAUCUCGCUUGGUAAGGCUGAGUGCGCGCACGCGGUCUUGGUCAUCUGCUAGACUUGCUGUCAAGGGUCAAGUCUCAGGCACAGAAAGCUAUCAGCUCUCAGCUAAGGAAACUGUGCCGUCUAUGUACUUCCGUCUUCGGCUCGACGAGGCGUGCCGCGCGUACCAGAGUUGGGAACGUUUUUAGUCUUCAUUAGUGAGGACGGCCGGGAAAUAUUCGGUUAGGAGGGAAUGCUAGGUGCAGGUCCAUCGACGAUUAGAAGGGUUUAAAGCUAUCGCUAAGUGAUCAUGCGGGCCAUUUAAUGAGAUGCAUCACAAUGAUAUCCGGACUUGAUGGACGCAG
Messenger RNA from Pseudovirgaria hyperparasitica, 823 nucleotides. RefSeq lists its product as uncharacterized. The transcript has a single exon. Bases 236 to 667 code for a protein of 143 amino acids. NCBI's taxonomy places the organism in Eukaryota, Fungi, Ascomycota, Dothideomycetes, Acrospermales, Acrospermaceae. The record is from RefSeq and is a predicted model, not a curated record.